CUCAAAGUCCAACUCGUAAAGAAGCCAAACAAACGAAACUUCGCAUUAGUAAUAGUACUAUAUGCACAAAGCACAAUAUUCUACCAAAAACAUGGCUAGAGCUUCCCAUGUUACACUUCUUCUACUGCUACUCCAAACCUUGGCCUUGAUCCAAUUCUCUCAUGCUGGGGGAAUUGCCAUCUACUGGGGCCAAAACGUCAACGAAGGAACCUUAGCACAGACUUGCGCCACCGGAAGAUAUUCCUUCGUCAACAUAGCUUUUCUCUACAAGUUUGGCAAUGGCCAAACCCCGGAGAUCAACCUCUCCGGCCACUGCAACCCUGCCCGUUGCACCAUUGCUAGCGAAGGCAUAAGAAGUUGCCAAAGGCAAGGGAUCAAAGUAAUGCUCUCCCUCGGAGGAGGUCAAGGAGCCUACUCUCUUGCAUCUCCAGCAGAUGCAAAGAACGUAGCAGAUUAUUUGUGGAACAAUUUCUUGGGUGGUACGUCAACUUCUCGUCCAUUAGGCGACGCCGUUUUGGAUGGUAUAGAUUUCGACAUUGAACUUGGUUCGAACAAGUAUUGGGAGGAUCUGGCCACCAACCUAAAGGCAUAUAGCAGAGUAGGAAGACCUGUUUACUUGACUGCAGCUCCUCAGUGUCCAUUUAUUCCUGAUCACUUUCUUGGAAGUGCUCUUAACACGGGGCUGUUUGACUAUGUUUGGAUUCAGUUUUACAACAAUCCUCCUUGCCAAUACUCUUCUGGAAAUGUGAAUAAUCUCCUGAGCUCAUGGAACAAGUGGACUGCAUCGAUAAAGGCAGGGAAGAUUUUCUUGGGCUUGCCGGCAUCACCUGCUGCAGCUUCCACCGGAAAAGGGUAUAUUCCGCCUAAUGUUCUUACUUCUCAAAUUCUUCCGGUGAUAAAGAAUUCGCCCAAGUAUGGAGGUGUAAUGUUGUGGUCCAAGUACUUUGACGACAAAAAUGGCUACAGUUCAAGUAUCUUACAAAGUGUGUGAUUUUGUAGGUCUAUUUCAUCUCAUCAUGAUAUAAAUAAGUUGCUCUGUAUUACAAGUUAUGUACUUUCAGAGUGAUCUUGGCUUCCAGGUCGUGGGGACCAAGCCAAUUAACUUUUGAGAUAAGGUAUUGUCGUCGUUUUCAACCAAGCAAUAGUAUUAUAAUAACAAAAUAAUGUCAUCUUGAUAGACAAA
Molecule: messenger RNA, 1183 nt
Organism: Humulus lupulus (European hop)
Lineage: Eukaryota; Viridiplantae; Streptophyta; Magnoliopsida; Rosales; Cannabaceae
Product: hevamine-A-like
Exons: 1
Coding region: 62-991 (309 amino acids)
Biological process (GO): carbohydrate metabolic process
Cellular component (GO): extracellular region
Molecular function (GO): chitinase activity
Source: RefSeq, a predicted model, not a curated record